AUUCAGGCAGAUACAGGCUCGAGUCUCAGCAGAGCGGAAAUAUUACAGAAGUGUUGCGCUGAAUGCUUAAAUAAUCAACUUGUAACCAAGAGCAUUUGCAGGAGUGCACAUUGUGAUACACAUUAUACGCUGCUUCUUGCUGUUGGGAUGGUACCCUGCAAUCAGACCCCACAGAUGGGCUCGCAUAACGUUUGCUGAGUCUAAAACUUUUUCUGUACAUAAAAAAAUCACUAAAACCCCAUUUUCAGCAUCAUAUGCCAGAUGCUAGACUGUCUUUGAAUGGCUGAAUUCUUGCUUUUUUACAACAUGUUGCAAAAUUGAUUCCAACUGAAGCACAGAAUUUACAGCAAUUUAGGAGAAGAGUGAAGACUGUCUGAUGAAGCCCCUAUCCAAGUCAGCAUUCUGAGAUGAAGACACCCCAGUUAGGUGGUGCAGUCCCUUCAGAUCAGGCCAGGCUUGUGUAACUUGGAUUUCAUUGAGAAGCAUGUAGCCAUCUGAACCAUGCACUGAGAACCAGAUUUUGCUCUGAUGUGGGAUUUUUGCUGUGGGCAUCUGGCAGGGGACUUCAAAUCUUAAUGGUUGCUGAAAUUCUGGAGGAAACAUCAGGAGUUAAAAUGCCCUUUUUUGGAGGUGUAACACUAUCGACUCAUUAGUUCACAGCUGCCCUGACAUUUUAUCAACAGGAGAAGGGAGCUGCACAACUCGGGAUCAACAUAGUAAAUACUGAAGGACAAACGAGUUGGCCAUGCCACUGUUUCGGUAUAGUUCCAUCUUGGUAACAGAGGUCUCUGUUGGUGCCUCUCUGUGAGGAGGUUUCCAGGGUGUUUUCUCUGCAGGGUGAGGAUUUUGCAGCUGGGGGAAGAGGAGAGAAGAGGAAGGCCUAGCUGGGGAAAUAAGGGCAUCUGUGAAGAAGCUGGCUGAGCAGCACAGGAGCUGCAAGAACGUUUACUUGACUCCCUGUUUCUGAAGAAAGAUGCUCCUGCCCUGGUCUGUGCCUUUAGAAGCGUGACGCUCAUUGGUGCUAGGUGCAGCCUGCUGCAGGACGGGCAAUAUCAUCACACAGCCAAGAUGGUGGCAUUUAACUGGAAGGCUUUGGAGAAUUUCCCAUUGCUGAUGUACAUUUUGGCAGCUAAAACAUUGAUUCUUUGCUUAGCAUUUGCUGGAGUAAAAAUGUACCAGAGCAAAAAAAUUGAAGAAAAACUGAAGAGGGAACGUGAAGAGAAAUUGAAAACAGAAGCAGAGAAGAAGGAUGAUUGAAGAGUCUUCUCAGAUUUUCUGACACUUGGCAGCUUGCAUUGGAUUCGUUUCCUGGGAGAACGAAGCCUUCCUGUAGAUGAAGGAUGUGUCAAAGGAAUAAAACCCUCAAGGGUAACAUUCACUUAAACUGUAUCUCAACUUUUUAUAUGUACAGCAAAAUAUCUAAGCCUCUAUUUAUGCAAUAAAAAAAUCCUUUGUUAAAAAAAAAAAAAAAACCUGAUGGCCUUAGUUGCUGCUUACUCAAAUGCUACAGUUAGAGCUGCAGGGGAGGCAGUUUUUCAAGAUCAGCUGCAAGGACGUGGCUGGUUUUAGAGAGAAAAAUACUCUGAAUCCAUUACGGGUGUGUACAAGGUUCAUGGACAGACAGAAGGAAAUGGGGAGGGCUCUGUGCAACUUCUUCAGAGCAACUGCUUCCUGCAAGGGUGUAAAUCUGAGAUUUGGGGGCCCUUUGUUGAAUCCAGAUGAACAAACUCAGGAGAGGAGCUUUUCCAGGCAGGUCUUUCUCAAACUACUUUCUGCACCUACGACUUCCUUAGAUUAAAGCAAAUCACAGUGUCACCUGUGAGGAAGUUUCGUGCUCAGAGAUUUAUUACAUUACUUUGCUAUGCACAGUAUCUGAGAACUAUGUAUGGCUCUCUAUUUACUACCUGGCCUAUGAAGCAGAGAGGGUUUUCAUUACCAUUGCUAGCUAUUCCUGCAUGUGCAAUAACACCAAUUCCUGGAGGAUAAGCUAACUUGGUCACAGUAGGUUAAUCAACAGAGCAGAUUUUUUUCACAGAAAUAAAGGCUUAGUUAGGCAUGUGUAGAAGUGCCAACAGGUACGUUUGCCUUCACGUUUCCAUUAUAAAGCACUUCCUAGAUCCUUGUAUGUUCUGGAAGUUAAGGUGAAGCUGAAAUCUGUCAGUGGAGCAGGGAGAGGAGGGAAGAGAAGAGGUGGAGGGCCCUUGGGGAAGCCUUGGGAUUCCAGCAGGACCUGGGACGCCUCUGGGAUGGCUCGCUCCUGCCCUCUUCCUGCCGCUGCGGGCUGAGGUGCCUGCUGUGGUGACACCAGUGCAUGCUGCUGCAGUGUCCGUCUAAGUGCUACCUAAGUUUGUGUGCAGCUGAUACAGCUGAUGCUUGGAGAGCUCUUGCUGUGGCAGAGUUAAUCCCUGGGAACUGCAGUGAUUUUUAAAUUCUCGCUGUUCAUGCGGUCACCUUGGUGACUGGGGAACAUAAGUAUUGCAGAAACCCACUCCUGGGAUAGAGCAGUAUCCUUGCUAUGGCAGCCUCAGGACUGCCAGGCUAGGGAAUUCAUAGUGUCACUGUAAAACAGCAGUUUCCCUCUACAGUCUCGGCAGUCAUCUGUCUAUGCAAAGGUGGAAUUGAAUGGUAAUUUAAUUAAAUGGCUCUGUGGUGUUCAGUGAUAACAGACUCUGCUAACCACCUCCAUUAAACAGCGGUUGAGGGAAACGCACCAAGGUACUUGGCUAAGCCACAUGCCCAAACCUUAACAGGAAAUUGUCAGGCCUGUAUAGUGUCCACCAGCUUCAAAAGUAAGCAGUGUCUUGGCUCCAUGCAGUCACUGGUUGCCUUUGAAUAUUGGCCCCAAUCUAGACUCUCAACCAAGAGUAGAUUUCUCUGGACCAAUAGUAAUAAUGAGCUUUUUUUGGUUUUUAAACUGAAAGCAGAGGUAUUCUCUACUUCAAUACAGUUGCUCUGUAAGCAGAAUCAAAGGUACAAUCUCCCUUUAAAACAAGUCAUUUAGCAUCAAAGCAAUUGGACACCAGCUGGGCACCUUUUAGCACCCAAUGCAAUCAAGAUGACCAUUAAAAUCUGCAGGUCCUACAUUGCCAAACAUGUGCAAGAAGGGAAUUAACACAAGAAGCCUCUUUUUUGUCCCUGGCCUGAACUGGGGAGAAAGCAGCUAUGAGCAGUCUCCUCAGAAGUCCUCUGCAUCACCACUUUUUUGCCUCUACAGCCAAAUCAGAAAACCUGUUUGUACAUGUAAGACUUCAAAUCUGGUCCAACCUGGAUGCUUUUUUCCUUGACUUCAGAGUAGCACUACAGCAUAGAUAACCCCUAGAGCUUGUGAUGGGUGUCGCAGCAGGCUGAUGUCCUAGAGUUUCCAAACUUAGAAGAGAUCUUAUCCAUUCCGAGACCUGAACCAAUAGCUGUUCUCUGAUGUACUAGGGUAGAGUUUUGAUCUAUGCUAUCACUGGAUAAGUUACAGCAGGUUUUUUUACCCUUGGGCAUCCUAUGUGCUGCAGUUGCAGCCUUGAACAAGAAAAUAUGCUGACGCUGGGGGGAGACAGCAGCUCAGAUUUGUUUCAGUUUCUUGUUCAGAAACCAGCUGGGGACCUCGAAAUCUGGUUUCUUAUUGAAAGAAGAGCUAUACAAUUAGUCCUGGCAAGUUAAAAGAGGAAUAGAGAAUUCAAUUUGAUUGAGUUUCUGCAAGUGAGAGGAGGCAGCAAGGAUAGAGAGCCUUGAAAUGCUCAGUGUGUAUGAGUGUGCAGCUUGUUAGACAGCAGAUCUACACAGGAUCCUCAUGUAGAUGUUCCCAUCCCAGAAAGCGAGCCAGGUCACACUCUUCUGGUGCCUACAGAACUACAGUCUCUCCUUUUCCCCUGUUCCCUAAAAUUACUCUUUUCAAAAAGAGCAUUCAUGUUGUGUAGAUGGGCAGCUUAACUUUACACAGUAUCUCACUUGCACAGGUCUUUCACUAUUGGAUGUUGUCAUUGUCACCAGUGCCAAGUGCUGAAAGCUGAGAAAAUAAAAGAAUUACUGGCUUUCAAA
Messenger RNA from Aquila chrysaetos chrysaetos, 4029 nucleotides. RefSeq names its product small integral membrane protein 11A (gene SMIM11). Lineage: Eukaryota; Metazoa; Chordata; Aves; Accipitriformes; Accipitridae. The record is from RefSeq and is a predicted model, not a curated record. Bases 1069 to 1257 code for a protein of 62 amino acids. The transcript is spliced from 4 exons.